GUCAAAAACAACAAUCUCGAGCAAUUUUGGACGAACUCGCCCACCGUACUCGAUACCCUUUCCCCUCUCAUCUCCCUAUGAUGUUUUUCUUUUUCUUUCUAACUUUUAGCUACUAUAGCUAAGUUUGGACCUUCAUUUUGCAGUGCCUUUACACAGACAGUCGUUCUAUUUUUUUCGUUUUCCAUCAUGUUCACGACCACCGGUUCCCGAGGGCUCGAUAAGGCCCCCCUGUCUAAAGGUCUCCUCCUGGUCCUCAGUGGUCUGACUGUCGUGCUAACCCUCCUGCCACAGUACCAUCACCUGUUCACCUACAGCCUGCAGUCCAUCACGCAGCAGCACCAGGUAUGGCGGUUAGUGUGUGGCAGACUGAUCUGUCUGGACCUAAAGGACACCUUCUGCAACAGUCUGCUCAUCUACAACUUCCGCAUCUUGGAGAGACGGUUCGGCAGCAGAAAGUUUGCUUCCUUCCUGUUUGGGACGUGGGUACUCACUGCACUGGUGGACUUCCUGCUGGCCGAAGCAUUUCACUACCUGUUUGACUACCAGGUGGCUGAGCUGCCUGCCGGACUGCUAGGCCCAGUGUUCAGCCUGUUUGUACCUUUCUACUCCUCCAUCCCCAAGGUUCCAGUCACUCAACUCCUUGGUCAGAUCUCCAUAACUAACAAGUCCCUGGUUUACAUUGUAGGCCUGCAGGUAUGUAGAGUUACAUAGUGUUCAGCAUGGUGGGGGUCAGUGGUUAAUAUGUAGAGUUACAUAGUGUUCAGCAUGGUGGGGGGUCAGUGGUUAAUAUGUAGAGUUACAUAGUGUUCAGCA
Molecule: messenger RNA, 813 nt
Organism: Salvelinus fontinalis (brook trout)
Lineage: Eukaryota; Metazoa; Chordata; Actinopteri; Salmoniformes; Salmonidae
Product: ubiquitin-associated domain-containing protein 2-like
Exons: 5
Coding region: 187-711 (174 amino acids)
Molecular function (GO): serine-type endopeptidase activity
Source: RefSeq, a predicted model, not a curated record